GCGUGGGAAAAUCAGCAAUGCGAUUAGGGAUUUCGCAACGAACACAGAGCGCAGUCUUCGAACAGUUGCCGAGCAGUUAACACGGAAAAGUUUUUAGAGGUGCGGCAGUACUAUUGAAGGGUCUCAUAUCACUUCUGUUUUUUGUAGUGCUUUUUUUGUUAAUGUCAACGACAACAUUUCUAACGCUAUUCAAAUAUUAUCACAUGCUUGAUGCCGUUGAUCAGCAAAAAUGUGAUGUACGCGAAUUAACUUAUUUACAACAACUACAGCAAGCAAACACGACAAUGGCAAACAACGAAAUGGAAUUGCAAUUAAAUGCAAAUAUACCGUUAACAUUGUUAGAUACCACAACAACAAGCACAGCCUUAGCAGUAACAACAACUGCAGAAACAGUGAGCUCCACAGCAGCAACACUGUCUUCUGUAACGCCUGGCCACAUCAUCAUCGACAGCAUCGCAACGUCGACCAAAUUUUGGGUCGCCUGCAAUGUACUGAUAAUGGUGGGCAUACUAGCUGGCAACGCGCUCACCAUACUGGCCAUAACCACCUGUCGCCGCUUGCGCCGCCUAAUCUCCAAUAUGUUCAUACUAUCGCUAGCGGUAUCGGAUUUUACUGUCGGCGUGGCGCUGCCCUACCACAUCGCCUUCUAUGUCGGCCUUAAUUUCGGCCAAUCGGAAAAUCUCUGUCUGCUGCGAUUUUUUCUCAUCAUUUUCUCCUGUUGCGUUUCGAUCUUGACUUUGAUCACGAUCGCUGUGGAUCGGUAUAUAGCAAUCGUCUAUGCGUUGCACUAUCGGCGUUUUAUGACGCGUCGCGUCUCAUUCGUCAUAAUCGCCUUGAAUUGGACCAUAGGCGCCACGGUGGCCACUGUACCGAUGUUUUGCAACCGAUUUAAAACGGCGACCGAAUGCGAAUUCAAUCAGGUUCUACCCACUUGGUAUAUGGCGGGCAUCAUAACGCCCGCCUUUGUCAUCGUUUGGUCGCUGAUGCUCUUGAUUUAUUGGCGUAUAAUGCGUGAGGCCGCCAAGCAGUGUGAACAGUCGCGUUGCAAGCGUGAAGUGCAGAGUUGGAGCAGCAGCAAAAAGCAGUCGCGGCGUAUGCCGGAUUGGAAAUCGAUGCAGGUUGUGAUUUUCAUUAUGGGCUGCUUCUCCAUUUGCUGGCUCACCUAUUUCGUGGUCGUUUGCAUGGAGAUAUUGAGUACCUACAAUAUAUCCCUGAUGCUCUACAAGAUGGCCUUCUCCUUGGCCAUGUUCAAUUCAGCACUAAAUCCGGUGAUCUAUUGCUGGAAGAAUACAACGUUUCGACGGGCCUAUUGGCGUUUGUUGCGUUGUAAAAAUCCGAAUCACAGUAAGCCGAAUAGUAUGGAUUUGAUCGUGUGUAGCGUGGACUCAGUACACAGCUCUCCGCGGAGGCAUAGUACACUAACAAUAUCCGUUAUACCAAUACCAGUGGCUGAGCCGGUCAAACAUAACGGUGCAUUUGGAUUUAAUGGGCUGAACAAUGAAGAAGUGGAGGAAGGUAGAGUGAAAGUGAAGGAGUGCAGAUUUGACUGAGGCGAAGCGCCAAUAUAGGGUAGAAGUAAUAUUUAAUAAAAACAAAAAAAAAACUGUAAAAUGGAAAAAUUACCAACAACUAUAAAAAUAUCUAAACGAAUUAUCUGGUAAAGAAUAGAAGUGAUUAUAUUCAUUUAUUAACUGCAAAAUUAUAUUCUAAUUUCAGAGCUUUGAAAAACCAAUUGUACUAAAGCAAAAAUGUUUAUAAUAAAUAAAUUUAAAAAAAUCGCACUCAAGAGCUUAUUAAAUGUCUUAAAAGCAUUAACUUCGGUUUCAUGAAGAAUACCCCUUAAAAAAUACAAAAGAAUCCAUACAAAAACUUGAUUUUGAUUGGUCUGUUUGUAUGGCUGCUUUAUGCUAUGGUGGUACAAUCGCAACAAUUCCUUCGGAGAUUGCGCCUUAGA
Messenger RNA from Bactrocera dorsalis (oriental fruit fly), 1954 nucleotides. RefSeq names its product histamine H2 receptor (gene mAChR-C). The transcript is spliced from 3 exons. Gene Ontology annotation, molecular function: G protein-coupled serotonin receptor activity; neurotransmitter receptor activity. The record is from RefSeq and is a predicted model, not a curated record. Gene Ontology annotation, biological process: chemical synaptic transmission; G protein-coupled receptor signaling pathway, coupled to cyclic nucleotide second messenger. Gene Ontology annotation, cellular component: dendrite; membrane. The coding region runs from base 162 to 1550 and encodes 462 amino acids. Lineage: Eukaryota; Metazoa; Arthropoda; Insecta; Diptera; Tephritidae.